CAUGUUUGGCUGAACUUCAGCCGAGUUUUUGCUUCCACCAGCCGCUCACCUUCAGUGCUGGAACCGGGUGUGGUUAGGAUGGUGUCCUUCCAGAUAAGCCAACAAAUGAACAGCAACACACAGCUAACUUCUUCUUCACUCCCUCCUCUCAUCAUCCUCGUGAGGUAUCGCUCACUUCAUCCACCUUUUCUCCAUCUUUUCAGCUUGUUCAGCUGAAAGCAGGGCAACAGGUAACUGAAAUGGGCGAAUGGGAGCUACUGGGCCGCCUUCUGGAAAAAGUUCAGAGCCACUCCUCAGUGAUCGGUAAAGUCUGGCUCACUGUCCUGUUCGUCUUCCGGAUCAUGGUCCUGCGCACUGGUGCCGAGAAGGUGUGGGGGGAUGAGCAGUCUGAUUUUGUCUGCAACACUCAGCAGCCCGGCUGUGAGAACGUCUGCUAUGACCUCGCCUUCCCCAUCUCUCACGUUCGAUUUUGGGUUCUUCAGAUCAUCGCUAUAGCGACUCCAAAGCUGCUAUACCUCGGUCAUGUCCUCCAUGUUCUUCACGUUGAGAAGAAGUUAAAGGAGAGGAUAAAGAAGCAGGCAGAGCUGGAUGACCAGACCAGCCUCUUCAUUAGGACGACCUACAAAGUUCCCAAGUACACCAAAAGCAGCGGGAAGAUCAGCCUUCGCGGCCGCCUCCUUCGCAGUUAUGUCCUCCAUCUUUUUGCCAAGAUCAUCUUGGAAGCAUUGUUCAUUGUGGGUCAGUACUUUCUUUACGGUUUCACCCUGCAGGCUCGCUACGUCUGCACCCGCUUCCCCUGCCCUCACAAGGUGGACUGCUUCCUGUCCAGACCCACUGAGAAAUCUGUCAUCAUCUGGUUCAUGCUGGUUGCAGCUUUUGUCUCACUCGUACUCAGCAUUGUUGAGCUGUUUUAUCUGUGUGUGAAAGCCAUGAAGGAGUGCAUGGCAAGGAGGCAAGACUACACCGUAACCCCGGUGACUCCCCCAAGUUCAGAGAAGAAAGCGUUUAAAAGCAGAGACAACAUGAUCCAGAAUUAUGUUAACAUGGAGUUGGAGCUGAAAGGACGAAAGCAGGGGGUGAAAGGGAUUACAGGAGGGGUUGGAGAGGAGGCUAAAAAUGCAUCAUGUGAGAGCAACAUAGGGGAGAUCCACAUCUAAAACAUGGACUGAGUAACAUUCUGCGUGGGGACACUUUCCAAGCAGUUCCAGGGUUUUUGUUUGCUAUGGCUGAAAGGCGGGGUGUGUGCAGUAAGCAGAGGAAGAGAUGGGAAUGACCAGCUUCAGUAAACAGAACUCAGUCACAUGCAAAAUGUUGCUUAAGCUGACUGCAAGAAGCUGUUGUGGCAUCAUGAAAUACACAAAGCCAAAUUUUCUUUUUCACACUUUAAAGAGCAACAUUUUUUAAAAAAAAACAAAAAACAAAUUAGAUCAGAUAUCUGAUAGAUUGAGUUCAU
Messenger RNA from Melanotaenia boesemani (Boeseman's rainbowfish), 1453 nucleotides. RefSeq names its product gap junction protein, alpha 11 (gene gja11). Gene Ontology annotation, biological process: cell communication. The record is from RefSeq and is a predicted model, not a curated record. Lineage: Eukaryota; Metazoa; Chordata; Actinopteri; Atheriniformes; Melanotaeniidae. Gene Ontology annotation, cellular component: connexin complex. The transcript is spliced from 4 exons. Bases 240 to 1157 code for a protein of 305 amino acids.